Messenger RNA from Ylistrum balloti, 10433 nucleotides. Its product is annotated as cyclin-dependent kinase 16-like. The record is from RefSeq and is a predicted model, not a curated record. Gene Ontology annotation, cellular component: cytoplasm; nucleus. Bases 115 to 1650 code for a protein of 511 amino acids. Gene Ontology annotation, biological process: protein phosphorylation. NCBI's taxonomy places the organism in Eukaryota, Metazoa, Mollusca, Bivalvia, Pectinida, Pectinidae. The transcript is spliced from 16 exons. Gene Ontology annotation, molecular function: ATP binding; protein kinase activity.
GACCCCCAAACUGGACUUAAGUGUGCAAGGCUGUGUGACAGUUCCCAAGGUCAGUCCAAGGUUGUGUGAACAGUGGACCCAAGGUCAUAUGUCAAGAGGUUGCCUGAGGUACCAAUGCAGACAAGGCUUGUACCAAGGGAUGGCAAGACCUCGCCCCACCGAUGUGUGUCCACCCCUCCAUUCCACCUAUUCGCCACCUCCACUAGACCGGCACAACCGGCGUCCACUCCUGCUCCAGGACCCCGCUCUGACGUACGCAAUAUGAUCAAAAGGCUGAAGCGUCGCCUGUCUUUGACUUUCCGUGGGGAUAGAGGAGGUUUGGAUGAGAGCUUCGCUGAGCUGACAGUUGACGACACUAAUGGUGUUAAAGAAAAUGGAGCAGGUAUAGUCCAUGAAAACCUUAGGAUCACAUCUGAUGGUGAGAGUGAGGAGAUCUCUGGAACUUCAAGUGAGCGAGAAGACAUGGUAUCCCCUGUCAAACUCCGACAUCGGCAAAGACGAUACAACCAGGAAGUUACUAAAAGGCUGUCAUUACCUGCUGACAUGCGUCUACCUGGACAUUUCUUGGCCAGGCAAAGUCUCAGCCCAGAAGGACAACUUAGCAGGCGUUCUCGGCGUAAAUCCCUUUCUGAAAUAGGUUUUGGAAAAAUAGAAUCUUACACCAAAUUAGAUAAACUUGGAGAGGGUACCUAUGCCACAGUGUUCAAAGGCAGAAGUCUGCUGACUGAUAACCUGGUUGCUCUAAAGGAAAUCCGUCUGGAACAUGAGGAAGGGGCCCCUUGUACUGCUAUACGUGAAGUGUCGCUACUCAGGGAGCUUAAACACAGUAAUAUUGUGACCCUACAUGACAUCAUCCACACAGAAAAGUCUCUUACUCUAGUCUUUGAAUAUCUGGAAAAAGAUCUCAAACAAUACAUGGACGACUGUGGAAACAUUAUGAGCAUGACAAAUGUUAAGAUAUUUCUGUUCCAAUUAUUACGAGGCUUAGCCUACUGUCAUAAAAGGCAAGUUUUACACCGGGACCUGAAACCUCAAAAUCUUCUUAUCAAUGAAAGAGGAGAACUUAAAUUGGCUGACUUUGGCUUAGCUAGGGCCAAAUCAAUACCUACCAAGACAUAUUCAAAUGAAGUGGUCACUCUAUGGUAUCGUCCCCCAGAUGUUUUACUGGGAUCAACAGAAUACUCCACCUCCAUUGAUAUGUGGGGUGUUGGUUGUAUAUUUUAUGAGAUGGCCUGUGGCAGGCCACUUUUUCCGGGAUCUACUGUGGAAGAUGAACUACAUUAUAUAUUCAAGAUACUGGGCACCCCUGUGGAGGAAACGUUCCCAGGAAUCAGCAAAAAUGAGGACUUCCUGUCUUAUAACUUCCCUCGCUAUGAGCCAGAGCCCCUUAUUAAUGUGGCUCCUAGGUUGGAUGGUGAUGGUUUAGAUCUCUUAGCAAAACUACUAAAAUUUGAGGCUAAGGGAAGAUGUUGUGCAGCAGAUGGAACAAAAUGUCCUUUCUUCAACUCCCUCGGGCCAAGUGUUCAUCGUCUACCUGACACUGUAUCAAUAUUUACAAUACCUGGGAUAGUUUUACACAGAGAUCCAGGCAUGAGAUCAUCAUCAUUAGCAUCUACAGGUAAAAUCCGAAGACAGAGUAUGCUGUUCUAAGUGUUGUGAUAGGACUAGUGACCAGCAUCAACCUGCAGACAACUAUCCCAUAUACUGAUAACUAGUGAAAGCCAUCAAGCUAUGGACAACCAAGCCCUUUUAUGGACCAGAUUUACCUACAGAAGUGAUGGCUGUCAGUUUUCGGACAUUUACCUUCAGACAAGUGGUAGUUGUCAGUUUUCGGACAUUUACCUCCAGACAAGUGGUAGUUGUCAGUUUUCAGACAUUUACCUACAGACAAGUGGUAGUUGUCAGUUUUCUACAGGCCAGUAGUGACUCAGUUUUUGACAUUUACCUACAGAAAGAAGUUGGCUGUCAGUUUUCUGACAUUUUCCUACAGACAAGUGGUAGCUGUUAGUGCACUGUUCGUCAGUUAACAUUCUCUGCAUACUGCGGUCUAUUAUACAAACACAUAUCUGAAAUCUUAACCAGAUUUAUCCACAACUCAUAUGGCCAGAAUAAUUUUUUGUUAACUUAUCAUGGACAGAAAAAAAGUGGUUUGGAAUUAGCUAUAAUGCUCUGUGGCAUUCAUUACGGUUUUCAAGAAGUAUGGCUUCAGAUAUCUCCAAACAUCUGAUGUGUUUGACUGGUGCCACCCAGUUUUACAUACCUAAAUUGUUGUCUUAUGUGUCUGGACCAUGUGUGUAAUCAGGUAUAUGGCCCUAUACGUGUACACAAUAUAGGUCCUGCACAUGUAUACACUAUAUGGUCCUGUCUGCACAUGUAUACACUAGGCCUUAUUGAGGCUAGUCCUAUCAUUUGUAUUGUGCAUUUGUGUGCUUCAUGUAUAGAUUGACGUCCUGUUUACCACAAAGCAUUUAAUUUGUAACGCCUGUGUGAGGAGAUUAUCUCAUCUAUGAUUGUAUAAGAUUGUAUUGUAGACCAAUUGUGGGCUUAAUCAACAAACACUGACCAAAUGGUGCUAUACAUAGUCAGGCUGCCAUUGGACACAGUAGAUAGCUGUACCCAAACAUUAUACCCAUCUGUAUAUAUCACUAUGCACCUCACGUCUUCUGUUGCUUGUGUGGGACUGUUGUACUGCACAACUUAGAGAAGGAAUAGUAAUGCAGCUACUGUAUUGCACAUCCUAAUUAAACGGGCAGUAGUGGAGCUACUGUACUGCACAUUGUAAGGGGAGGGAACUCUAAUUACUGUAUUGCACAUUUUAAUGGGAGGGAACAUUAAUGAAUCUACUGUACUGCACAUUGUAAGGGGAGGGAACAGUUAUGGAACUACUGUAUUGCACAUUUUAAUGGGAGGGAACAUUAAUGAAUCUACUGUACUUGACAUUGUAAGGGGAGGGAACAGUUAUGGAACUACUGUAUUGCACAUUUUAAUGGAAAGGAACAGUUAUGGAGCUACUGUACUGUACAUUCCUAUGGGAGAGAACAGUAAUGAAGCUACUGUGCUUCACAAUGUAAGGGGACAGAACUCAAACUAAUGUAUUGCACAUUCUAAUGGGAGGGAACAGUUAUGGAUCUACUGUACAGCACAUUCUAAUGGGAGGGAACAGUUAUGGAGCUACUGUAUUGCACAUUCUAAUGGGAGGGAACAGUUAUGGAUCUACUGUACAGCACAUUCUAAUGGGAGGGAACAGUUAUGGAGCUUCUGUAAGGCACAUUGUAAUAGGAGGGAACAGUUAUGGAGCUACUGUAUUGCACAUUCUAAUGGGAGGGAACAGUUAUGGAACUACUGUAUUGCACAUUCUAAUGGGAGGGAACAGUUAUGGAACUACUGUAUUGCACAUUCUAAUGGGAGGAAAUAGGUAUGGAACUACUGUAUUGCACUUUCUAAUGGGAGGGAACAGUUAUGGAGCUACUGUACUUCACAUUGUAAUGGAAGGGAAGUUAUUUAGCUACUGUAUGGCACAUUGUAGUGCACUGCACAUUCUUAUGGGUGGGAACAGUAAUGGAACUACUGUACUGCUCUGCACUUUCUAAUGGAAAGGAAUAGUAAUGGAGCUGCAGCACAUUGUAAUGGGAGGGAGCAGUGAUGGCGCUUCUGUACUGCACAUUGUAAUGGGAGGGAGCAGUGAUGGCGCUACUGUACUGCACAUUGUAAUGGGAGGGAGCAGUGAUGACGCUACUGUACUGCACAUUCUAAUGGGAGGGAGCAGUGAUGGAGCUACUGUACUGCACAUUCUUAUGAGAGGGGACACAGUAAUAAGGCCAUACAUUCUAAAUGCAGACAAUUUUGAGACAAAUAUCUUGCAUAUCCAAAUAGAAAAAAACAGUAAUGGAGUUAUCAAACUGUGUUUGGGAAAGCAGUAGGGUAAAAUUAAUGUUAUGUACUCAACAGAUGACAGAGGACAGAUAUAGACCAGUGUAAGUUUACAAUGCUGAGGUCCAGUUUGACAUUAUAUGGCCUAUACUCCUACUCUGUGGUUCAUUUUUGUUCUCACAUCUAUAUUGUGAAUAUGAUACAGAUGUACAGUAUGUAGUUGUUCUGCUAUGCACGGUGGCCAUGUAUUGAAUCUACCAUUGUUUGUUUACUUUAUAUCUAACAGUCUGAUGCUAUUGAUUGUUGUCCAUUUGUUCAUGAGAGCUGUGAACAUCUUACAGUAUUGAGUAUCAAAAAUAUAAUAGGGUGUUGUAAUAGUUCAAGAUUUUACAGAAAUCUAAAGCAGGCUUUUCUCUAUUCCUGUACGGGCAAGUGUUUUCUCAAUUCCUACCUUAUUUUGUGUAUAAUUUGUAUUUUUAAGAUUCAUGUUAAACUUUUUAACACCGGGGUUUAUCGUGGUCUGAAAACUCCAUUCUGAUUGUAGUAAAUGAUGUGAUUUAUGUUCAGGUUAAUGACUAUUUCACUUUCUUUUUGCAUUUCAUUGUACUUUGUUUUUAUUGUUUAUUUUUAGCUUUAUUCCCCAGAUAUAAAUUGGGUCAGCAAUACCAAGGUUUUAUCUGUAUUUCCUGUACAUUUUCUGUGUAUAAAGCUGAUACUGUUUCAUUACUGAUGCAUUAAUACUUCUGUAUUGCUAAUGUUUUCAUUUAACACAUUUUCUCAUCAAUCACUAUAACAAUAUUGUAUCCCAAGUCUUUGAUAGAUGCAGUCUUAAAAAUUAUCUCCCCUUGGUCAGCUCUUCAAUAGCAAGAAUGAUGAAUAAUGGUAUCGAGAAGGAUAAUAUUCUCUCAGCUUCAAAUCAAGAAUUAUCUUUCUUUAGUCAUUAACUUAACUGCAUAGCCUAUGUUAUUUCUCCUGAUGAAUUUAUGAGAUAUAGUUCCCCCAAACAAAACUCAAGUGUUGAUCAUGAGCAGCAGUUCUAAGGACCAAGAUUAUCUCAGGAUGCCUGUCACAUGUUUAAAGUAUGUGUCAUGAUCACAUUUCAUAUCACCAUACAUACUGCAAGAUAUCAUUAAUUAGGUGUAGUGAUUCACAUGAUAUUUUAAAUACUUGAUACGAGAUGUACAUUUGUGCCAAUGGUGAAUAUGAUAUAAUGCAUGUUUUGUAGUGUGAAUGUAGUCUUAUUUUGUACAUUUACUUUGUAUUAGAAGUGCUAUUGUAUCAUCAUGUGUAAUAUGAGGAAUCUCAUUUGCUAAAAGAGACACCUCAUGAAUUUGUCUCAACAACUAUCUACUAAGCUUGGCUCGUAGGUAUCUGCUAUUGGUAACAAUUAUGUUUACAGUUUUAGAAUAGGGCAAAGUGGAGACCUACAGAAAGUGUGAUCAGUGGCUAAGGGCAAAUCUAAUGUGUCAUUGAGACGGUUCCAGUCAAGGGCAAGUCUGGCAAUGUGUCAUUGAGAUGGUCCCAGCCAAGGGCCAGUCUGACAAUGUGUCAUUGAGACGGUCCCAGCCAAGGGCAAGUCUGACAAUGUAUUAUUGAGACAGUCCAAGCCAAGGGCCAGUCUGACAAUGUGUCAUUGAGAUAGCCCCAGCAAAGGGCUAGUCUGACAAUGUGUCAUUGAAAUAGCCCCAGCCAGGGGUCAGUCUGAUGAGAAAAAAAUUCAUUGUGAUUGUCCUAGAAAGGACCAGUCUGUAAAGAGAAUAGAUUUUCUGUAACUCUGGAUAGGUAAAUCCAUGCUUUUUACCAGUGUGAGAUUUUAUUGUCUCACCCUAGGACAAUGAUAUGAUGUCACAGUAACAAUUCAUUGAUGUCACAUCACAAUGAAAUGACGUCAGUGAUGCAAAAUAUUGGGACAACAAAAACACAUACAAGUAUCUAAUCAAGCCAGUAGGUAAGAUAAAAACAAUCCCCAUGUUGGUGAGAUAGGUGGAUCUCAACCCUCUGGAAAAGAUGUGUAAGUUGCCUAAUGUUUGCUAACUUAUUCAUGUUUCCCUUGGGGUUGAGAUCCAUCUUUUUCACCUUCACGGGGUGAAAGAUUCUAUUAAUCCUCUCACUGUGAUCUCCCAGCUCUGUCUAUUGUCCAGAAAUUGCCACACUCUUAUUUGCAGUUUAUGACAGGAAGUCAUUUGCUACAGACUGAUGUAGAUGUGACUUAAUUGGAUUUGUAUUACAUAGAGUUAAGAUUAUCAAUUAUAGCUUUAGUGCAUGAUAUUUAUGUUACCUAUUUAUUUAUGUUGCUAUAUGCUCUAAUUUAUUAAGAGAUCUCCCAAAUUGAAUCAUAACUGAUCACAAUAAAACUUUUUACAAUCUAGCACUGAAUUACACAGCAGGAAUUUGUGUAGUAUAUAAGAAAAGUUCUUGGAUGAGGGGGUCAAGAAGCGAAAUAUGCUCAAAAAUGUCAGGAUUAGAUAAAACAGGGGAAAAAAACAGUAAACUUAACAAAAUCAACAAAGUUUACACCUUCAAGCAAUCAAAAACAUAACUUUAGAGAUUUAUAUUAGUUAACAAAUUUUUGAAGUCCUGUACAUUCUAUUAUUUUAAAAGGGUGCAAGAUAGGUGUUAAAAAAGUCAUGCCAAGUGUAUCUGCAAUACUCUAGGGGUUAGGCUUACUAUCACUCUCUGUACCAAUGGAACACAUCAUGGCAAAAUUGAAGGUUCCAGGUGCAACACCUUGUGGAUAAGUCUAGGUGACUAGUUUGAUCCUUUGAUAUAUAACAAACAAACUACAAGUUACACAACAGUAUGUUGUACUGGCCUGGAAGUUUGGUGUCACUCCUUUGUAGUAUGUUGUACUGGCCUGGAAGUUUGGUGUUGCUCCUUUGAUAAACAACAAACAAACUACAGGUUGCACAACAGUAUGUUGUACUGGCCUGGAAGUUUGGUGUCACUCCUUUGUAGUAUGUUGUACUGGCCUGGAAGUUUGGUGUCACUCCUUUGUAGUAUGUUGUACUGGCCUGGAAGUUUGGUGUCACUCCUUAAAUAAACAACAAACAAACUACAGGUUGCACAACAGUAUGUUGUACUGGCCUGGAAGUUUGGUGUCACUCCUUAAAUAAACAACAAACAAACUACAGGUUGCACAACAGUACGUUGUACUGGCCUGGAAGUUUGGUGUCGCUCCUUUGUAAUCUUCAGAGGAGUAUAUCAGUUUGUGAUUGGUCAGUUUUUUUUCCUGCUGAAACCUGCUCUAGACCAAUCAAAUUACAUCACUUAUGCGGUCAGUUUUCUUUGAAAUGUUUCAGAGAGUGAUAGUGAGCUUAAUCCCAGGAAUAUCAAGGAUAUGUCAAAUGUAUGUCAUGAAUAUGGUGUAAAGGACAAGAAUAUAACAACUUUUUACAGAUUUGUAUUUAAUUAAAAUGACACAAAUGUAAUGAUGUUUAUAUCUCACAUAAUGGCAAAGUAGUAUUGCAUAGUUAUUAACAGUUAUCCUAUCAUAAGGAGACUAAUGAAAUAUUGCUGAUCAGUACAUUAUUUAUCAAUAGGAGCAAAUAUACUGUAGUGUAUGAGAGUAACCAGCUGCUCUGCAUGAUGCACAAGAUGUAUGUCACCUUUGUAUCAGUUUUUAAUCUAGCUGCAUAAUUGUUUUGUUCGGUUUUGAAAUUUUCCAUGGUUUUCUAGCUCACCAGGUCUGAAGGCCCAGUGAACUCAUGCCAAGGCGCAGCGUUCAGCAUCCGUCCGUUGUCAAGCAUCCAGCAACUUUUUGAUAAAAAUUACUACUUAUCAUGAAUGACUGCACAGGUAUUUAAACAAAUUUGGUCAAAAGCAUUAUUGGGGAAGAGGAGCCAAGUUUGUAUAAAUAUUGGUUUUCUGCCCCCAGGGGCCAGAGGAGAGAGACCCCAUAGGGGAAUUUUUGUUAUUUGAAUUUCUACUCCUCCAGUUGGUAUGAAUGGAUAUUUCCUAAAUUUGGUCUGAAGCAAUCUUGGGUGACGGGAAAUCAAUCUUGUAUAGAUAUAAGGUCUUGGUGCCCAGGGGGCAAAUAGAGUAAAUUCUUUAAAAUCCUACUCCUGUAGGAAUGACUGGAUAUUGCCCAAAUUUGUUCUGAAAUGUUGCAUCCUGGUCCCCUACUGCAAAAAGAGGUGGGUCCAGUUGGGAAAAUGUAAGUUAUUGAAAACCCCUGUGCAUACAAAGGUAUUGUCAAAGUUUGGUCUGAAGCAGUUUUUUAUGAAUAGUGAAUCUGACCUCUGUUUGACCACAAGGGCAGGACCCAGUAGGGAAACUAUAUCAGAAAUCAUUUGUCAUAUUUGAAAUUCCUUAUCCAAUGAUUGAAUAGCUAAGUUAGCCUGGUGAGCGAUACAGACUCCUUGGGCCUCUUGUUUUUACUUGGAUCAAAAUGGAACAUUUAAGAUAUGUUAACAAGCCCUGGAAGUAAGUCUGAAGGUCAUACAUGUAAAGUAUUAAAAAAGUAAUUCUGUUAUAUCAAUGUGUAAAAUGUAAUUGAACUAUGCUUUCUAAUACUGUGUAAGGAUGAUUGAUAUUCUCAAACUAACUUUGCUCACUUUUGUUUUUAAAAAAGUUAGUGUCAGUCACUCGAGUAGUACUGCCACUAACUGCUUUCCUAGCUAUCUAUUUUAAAGAAAUCAAAUCACAAUCCUGGAUCAUUUUGCAGUGUUUGCCAUAUUUUAUCAGGUGUAAGUUUUAGCUUUAUGCAAGUUUACACUUGAUUAUGUGAUAUAUACACUUGUUGAUGGUGAGGUGUUUGGUGAAGUGACUUUAUGAUAAUGGAGUAUGUGGUAUUCACACUUUGAUCUUGUGGUAUUCAUUCAUGUGAUCUUUACAUUCGAUUUUGAUCAUGUUUUCGUAUUUACAUUUGGUUGUUAGUAUCCAGAAUAUGAUAUUGAGUGGUCUAUCUACUCUCCAUCAGGAUCUUUUCUCUGAUAUGUGACCAUGAAGAUAUCACCGAACUUUAAACAGCUAAUCUGUCUGUUGUUCCUUAGUUCUAUCAGGAAAUCUGAUUUCCUUUGUGGUUAGGGAAGUUUAGAACAAAUCCCUGAUGAUGUAAGUGACAUAUAGAGUAUGUCCUUGGUGGUUAGGGAUGUUUGGUAUACAUCCCUGAUGAUGUAAGUGACAUAUAGAGUAUGUCCUUGGUGGUUAGGGAUGUUUGGUACACAUCCCUGAUGAUGUAAGUGACAUAUAGAGUAUGUCCUUGGUGGUUAGGGAUGUUUGGUACACAUCCCUGAUGAUGUAAGAGACAUGUAGUGUAUGUCCUUGGUGGUUAGAGAUGUUUGGUACACAUCCCUGAUGAUGUAAGAGACAUAUAGAGUAUGUCCUUGGUUAGGGAUGUUUGGUACACAUCCCUGAUGAUGUAAGUGACAUAUAGAGUAUGUCCUUGGUGGUUAGGGAUGUUUGGUACACAUCCCUGAUGAUGUAAGAGACAUAUAGAGUAUGUCCUUGGUGGUUAGGGAUGUUUGGUACACAUCCCUGAUGAUGUAAGUGACAUAUAGAGUAUGUCCUUGGUUAGGGAUGUUUGGUAUACAUCCCUGAUGAUGUAAGAGACAUAUAGAGUAUGUCCUUGGUUAGGGAUGUUUGGUACACAUCCCUGAUGAUGUAAGAGACAUAUAGAGUAUGUCCUUGGUGGUUAGAGAUGUUUGUACAGUCUAAAUCCUUGGUGAUUUUUGUCCAGUGGCUCAUGUUCCCAGGUUAAUGUUUCACAUGCUGUUUCCUUAGGAACUUUUCCCCAGUAAAACUGUUGUGUUCCCUAAGUAACGUUUUGCCAGUUAAGCUGUUUCCUUCUUAUUAUAUCACUAUUAAGCUAAAAUUCAUUUGUAUUAAUUAUGGCCAUGUGAAUCAAUCAAAUGCUCUUUUUAAGUAUAUACACGUACAUUCUAUAAUCAUGUGAGCUUUCAGUUAUGUAGGUGUAUGUACACAUGAAUAACAAACAGCCAUUGUGACGGUUAUGGUUAUGUCCUGUCUUCACCUUUCUAUUUGUAUAGGACACAUGUUAAAAUGAGUUACUGGGUAACUUUUCAGUCUGGCACAUGUUACUGUGGGUUAUUGAGUAACCCUUUACAAGUUGGUACAUGUUACUAAGGGUUAUUUGGUAACCUUUUAAAAACUGGUGCAUGUUACUAAGUAACAUUUUAUAAAUUGGUACAUAUUACCAAGAGUUAUUGAGUAAUGUUUUACAAAUCUGUACAUGUUACUAUGGGUUGUUGAGCUACCUUUUGAAAAUUUGUACAUGUAAAGGAACAUCAAACAACAACUACAGAAUGGUACAUGUUACUUUAAGUAAACUUUCAACCUGGUACGUGAUUCUACGGUUUUUUGAAUAAUCUAUAAAACAUUGGAAUAUAUUUCCUUGAUUUUUUAAUAACAUGUAACUGACUGAUACAUACAAAUAGCACAUACUGGUACAUCUUGUGUACCCUUGUGCCUGGUACAUAUAUUUUUUUUGACCAUGAGAGAAAGAGGGCUAUUGUGAGGUAUGUGUGGAAUGCCUGUACAUCACACAUUGUAGCGCCAUCUAGAGGAUGGCUGACAUGUAAAAAUAUUAAAGAUAUGUAAAAUAA